GGAAAGAUUAAUUUCUCAGUUUCUCACAAGUAAAAUUUAAUUCAUCCAUAUUAUCUCUUCAUUUUUCUUUCCUUACUUUUUCUUCAUUUUCUUCCAUCCAAAUAAAGUGUAGACGAAAUAGUAAUGUAUAUUCUGUACAAUUAUUACCGAGUAAAUUAUCCAGCGACUUUUGCAGUAUCCAAAGUACCAAAGACCCAAACUACAACUCAGCUAAAAAAAAAAAAAAAAAAUCUGGUUUGGCAUCAGUUUGAUGACUCUUCUUUGUCAACGAAUUUCCGACAACAAAGCUUCUCUCAGUCUACAACAAUGGCGGUCGACGGAGUUCCACCUAUCAUCGCUGCUCAGCUAAACCACCUUCUUUCUCAUUCUCCUUUCUCUAUCAAGGUUGAUCAAAUGUGGUCUGGCUCCAAGAAAAAUGUAUGGAAUGAUCGAUUUACCUUGCUCAUUCCCUUCUGCCUCGAUUUUAUCAAAUGGGAUAUUAUAUACAAUGUGGAGAGUCCGUUGGCUCCGCCGGACGUUAUAUUCGGGGCAGAAGAUGAUAAGUUUCUCCCCUUUGUUUUAUCAAGUGAUCCUAGCAAAUCACCUAUGCAUAAUUUAAGCAACUGGAACAGCAAGGACCCUUCUAGAUUAUUGUCUCUCAUUCUUCAACUCAGGGAAUUAUAUUCAGCUUAUCAAUGGAAGCGUGUUGGAGGUGUUGAUGAUGAUCGGGUGAAGUUUGAAAUUAGCACUAUGCUGUCCAGGGAGGGGAUUGAGAUGUCUUUGAGUUCUGGAGUUGAAAAGCCAGAGGAGGUUAAAUUUGCUGUACCAUUGCUUGACACUAGCAUAAAUAAUAUGGUCCCUGCUUGCCCCUGGAGACAACAGCAAAAGAUUUAUCUUCAGGUAAUAUAUCCAAUUGGUAGAAAGUAUCAAUCUGCUCCUUCAGCUCCACGUUUGAAGUUAAUAUCAACUUUAGAGCUGAAGUCUCUAUUCUCUGUUGAAGAUAUCAAACUUCCGACUUGGUUAAAUGGAAUGUGCAUGGCUGAGUAUCUUCCUGCUUUAGAAGAGACUUUGCAGAUGCAGAUCCUGGAGGCAGUUUCUCUUAUUGGAGUCAGGAGGCACUUUAUUGAGACAUUAUCAACCUUCUUUGGAAGGCCUUUAGAAGCUGAUCCAAUAUUUUGCAGAGAGGCAACAUUUCUUGUUGCUAAUGGAGUAUUUACAUUUUUGGUGCAUAUUUUCCUACCCAUCCACUUCCCCAAGCAAAAACCAACUUUGAUCCUUCAAAGCUCACAGCAUUUCAACACACAAGGGGUCCCAGUCAGGUCACCUGUUAUGUCUGAGUACCCAUGGAGUCCUAGAUGGGAACUUUCAGAAAUGGCUUCACGGAUAUUGUAAUGUUCCCUCGAUUUCGUGGUAGAAGAGUCUUCCAAUUUCAAGAAGAUUUGCAAUGAUGCUCUUCAACGUUAAGCCAUAGAGUUUUUCAGAAAUUGAAGAUGGUACUAAUUAGUUUAGAUUUUCAGCUAUUCCCAAUUUGGUAAUUGUUUUCGAUUAAUUUUCCCUUGUGCAAAAUUUUCUCCCUUUCGGUUGAAAAAUAAUGCAUUUGUUGAUGGUAUUGUGUUAGUAGCAGUUUCUAUCUUUAAUUUCGUUCUCAGUGGUUAGCGAAGCAAUCAGCAUUCGUAUUUUAGCAGUGGGGGAGAAAUCAUAUAUUUUGGUGGAUUCAAAAGAACCUUUAUCUAAACAAAUCAAUCCUUCCAUGGCGACCCAGGUUAGAAAAAUAGAUUGGAGUUCUUGUGUAGUUACUUCGUCUUGGUUGAUUAGGUUGGUUUGUUUGAGAAUGAUUCCCUUGCGGGUAUCAUUUAGGUUCGCCCAAAAUUUAUGUGUGCAAAUCUCAUCUUUUUCUUGGUAUUGUUAUAAAUGGUAGAGGACUAGAGGUUUGAUCA
Chenopodium quinoa (quinoa) is the source of this 1916-nucleotide messenger RNA. RefSeq names its product BRISC and BRCA1-A complex member 2-like. Bases 124 to 1371 code for a protein of 415 amino acids. Gene Ontology annotation, cellular component: BRISC complex; BRCA1-A complex. Lineage: Eukaryota; Viridiplantae; Streptophyta; Magnoliopsida; Caryophyllales; Amaranthaceae. The record is from RefSeq and is a predicted model, not a curated record. The transcript is spliced from 13 exons. Gene Ontology annotation, biological process: double-strand break repair.